GACAAAUUCACCAGGGUGAAGUUAAUAAACUAAUCGGAGAAGAUAAAAGUUUCUUCCUGAAAAUAACUUGGCUCUGACAGGCAAAUAAAUAACAGAUCCUGUUAAGCCAGAUCUGCUCAGGGAACGAUAGCAGCAACCAUAUUACUCUGUAGCCAAAAUUCCCCAAUUCACCUCCUUUCUACGGUACCCAUUUUCCUCUCUUGAGGAGGAUGCAAGGCUUUACAAACACAAAAGGUGUAAAAAGAACUGAGGCACUAGGAGCUUAGCCCUUCCUCCUGCCUCAAGCAGGUAACAUCAUUUCUAGAUGGAUGCAUCGUUCCCCUCUGCCCCGCACACAAGAAAUCGGCCUUCAAACCACCAAAAUUCACUUUAUAACCUAUUGCUUAGUGCCUUCUGUGUCAGAAAGGACAAACGCUACGGCUGUGCCGUUUCCUCCCUCGCCAGAUCCCAAGCAGCCAAGAGCCUGGCAAAGCAAGGAAGCCCAAGAGCAGCACCUGAACUGCCACACUCACUGCUUGCAAACAAACCAGACUAACGUUGCAAGAAACCUAUGGAUUCCCACGUCUCUCUGAGGAAAAAUAAAUAAAAAAAAAGCUAAUUUCUGCAGUUGCUUGUAUUCAAGAUGAUGCAACUUCUGAGAUUACAUCAUUAUCAGUAAAUGCACUACCAACGCUGGAGCUUGUGAAGAAAGAGAACUGUUAUCAAAGAGAAACAACCACCACCACACUAUGUGCCCAGUGCUAUUUUUGCAUCUCUGCUCCCCAGCCACACCGCCGCUACAAACACUCGGAAUCCCGUUCUUCACAUGUACCCCGCUGAAAAUCUGGUCUCUUAUUUCUGUGGGAAUGCUUCGGUUUCCAUCUAGUUGCCCGUUAAAUCCGAAACUGGAGCAACGGUUGGGGAAAUUACAAGACGUUAACACUUGAGAAGAUUAUCUCGAUAAUGGCAAUAAUAAAAUGGCAAUCCAGCAAGCGGAUAAACUGCUCAAAAAACACAAGGAUCUUCACUGUGCAAAGGUUCUAAAGGCAAUUGGCUUGCAGAGAACUGGCAAGCAAGAUGAAGCGUAUGCUCUGGCACAAGAAGUAGCAGCACUUGAACCCACAGAUGAUAAUUCCUUGCAAGCACUAACUAUUCUUUACCGGGAAAUGCAUAGACCUUCUUGUGGUUCUUGGUGGUGGUGGCAGCGUUUACUGUUGAACUGCUGGAGCGAUGACAACGGGGCGAAAGGACUUCUGUGGGAAUGGAUAUUUGCGGAACUGGUAACUAAACUUUAUGAGGCAGCUGUAAAGAAGGUUCCCAACAGUGAAGAGUAUCACUCUCAUCUCUUCAUGGCCUAUGCCAGGGUUGGAGAAUACAAGAAGAUGCAACAGGCUGGGAUGGCACUUUAUAAGAUUGUACCCAAAAAUCCUUACUAUUUUUGGUCUGUGAUGAGCCUGAUCAUGCAGUCUAUUUCAGCACAGGAUGAAAACCUCUCAAAGACGAUGUUUUUGCCACUGGCUGAAAGAAUGGUGGAAAAAAUGGUGAAAGAGGAUAAGAUUGAAGCUGAGGCUGAAGUCGAACUGUACUACAUGAUUCUGGAACGUUUGGAGAAGUAUAAGGAAGCCUUAGAUGUCGUGAGAGGAAAACUAGGAGAGAAGCUGACAAGUGAGCUCCAAAGCCGCGAGAACAAGUGUAUGGCAAUGUACAAGAAGCUGUGUAGGUGGCCGGAGUGCAACGCGCUGUCGAGAAGGCUGCUGCUGAAAAACUCAGAUGAUUGGCAGUUUUAUAUAACUUACUUUGAUUCAGUGUUUCAACUCAUUGAUGAAUCCUGGACACCUCCGCCAGAAGACGAGCACUCUUUGGAAGGAGAGGUACACUAUUCUAUAGAGCAAGCUGUGAAAUUUAUAGAAGAGAGGAUAACAGAAGAAUCGAAGAGCUCUCGGCCGCUUCGGGGACCAUAUUUAGCUAAACUGGAGCUGAUUAGACGUUUGCGAUACAGAGGUUGUAAUGAUGAAUAUAAACUAGGUGAUCCAGAAGAACUUAUGUUCCAAUACUUCAAAAAAUUUGGGGACAAGCCCUGCUGUUUUACUGAUCUCAAAGUAUUUGUGGAUCUCCUCCCAUCCAGCCAAUACACAAAGUUCAUCAGUCAAUUGCUGGAAGUCAUCCCUCUGUCAGCAACAGCAGAGAAUGAAAUCGCACUGCCAGCUGAUAUCAAAGCCCUGCAACAGCACUUGUGUGUGGUGCAGCUCUCGAGAUUGCUGGGUAUCUAUCAUGCCAUGGACAAGAAGCAAAAGCUGACUGUGGUCCGGGAGUUGAUGUUAAGAUACCGCCAUGGAUUGGAGUUUGGUAAAUCUUGUUUGAAAACUGAAUUGCAGUUUUCAGAUUAUUACUGCCUCCUUGCAGUUCACUUGCUGCUGGAUCUGUGGCUAGAAGGUGAAGAGACGGCUGUGUGGCAGUGCCUAACUCUCUUAGAAGAAGGGUUAUCUCACAGUCCUUCUAACGCUCAGUUUAAAUUGCUGCUCAUUCGAAUCUACUGCAGGCUUGGUGCAUUUGAACCUGUUGCAGAGCUCUAUUCCAGCCUUGAUGCAAAACACAUACAGCACGACACCAUCGGCUAUCUUCUGACGCGCUAUGCAGAGUCACUGGGCCAUUAUGCUGCUGCAUCCCAAUCCUGCAAUUUUGCACUCAGGUUUUUCCACUCCAACCAGAAAGAUACCUCAGAAUAUAUCAUUCAAGCCUACAAGUACGGUGCAUUUGAGAAGAUCCCAGAAUUUAUUGCAUUUAGAAAUCGGCUGAACUCAUCCCUUCACUUUGCGCAAGUUCGCACGGAACGGAUGUUGUUAGACCUCUUACUUGAAGCAAACAUAUCAACCAGUUUAGAAGAAAGUAUAAAGUCCAUGAGUCUGAGCCCAGAGGAGGAUGACAUUCCGUGGAAAGAUUUGCGUGACAACAGAGACCUGACAGUCUUGUUUAACUGGGAUCCAAAAGACAGGGACAUUUCUGAAGAACAUAGGAAACUCUCACUGGAGGAAGAAACCAUGUGGUUGCGAAUCCGGUCUUUAACUUUAAGACUAGUAAGCGGACUCCCAACUCUUAGUCACACUAUUCAACCAAAGAACUCUGAAAAGACUGCAGAGAACGGCGUCUCAUCCAAGAUUGAUACAAUUCGAUCCCUGCUUCAGCAGCUGGAAGCGGCAGUGGAUUCAGGGAAGAAGUUUCUAGAACAAAAAAUUCAGUAUCCUGUCCUUGGCCCUCCUCCUACCCGAAUGGCUGGCUUCUUCAGUAAUGGCAGCUGUCAAUGCCAGACUAGCUUGUUUUAUCUUGUUAGUGAUAUUUAUGAACUAGAUACCAAUGGCUUAGAAGAUUCAGCAGAAAUCCAGGAGAGGAUAGGGAAUAGUUUCAAGUCUUUAGUAGAACGACUAACAGACUUGUUCAAUAAAUGUAAAGGUGAUUUGAUUGAAGUCAGAGAUGGCACCUUGAAAACUCAUCCAAACCUGUUAGAAAACCUAGUCUUCUUUGUUGAGACGAUCUCCAUUGCUCUGUGGGUAUCAAGUUACUGUGACAAUGUCCUUCGACCCUUUAAAUCCAACCUGCAAAAAAAGAAGAAGAAAAAAAAAGAAAGCAGUGUAGCUAUGCCACCUGUAUUUACACACUUUCUGGAUUAUGUUGCUGAACUACAGACAUUAACUUCCAAUGUAAUAGAUCACAUCAAAGGGCUUGAAAUAAUUCUGACUGCACUAAAACUUGAAGAGCUGUCCCUCAAGGACACUCUGCUUUUACAGGAAGAAAAAAAGUUUACAAAGACUGUGCAAGGGAAGGUCCAGAGCAGUUACCAUCACUCAGUUCAAGAAAUUGGAGAGCUGCUGAAAAAGAGACUUGAUACCAUUAAAAAACUAAAGAUUUGAGAAAUGCAUCCUUGACAGACUCCCCAGGGGAGUGACACCAGAGUCCCAGACAGAAGCAACAUCCAAUAUACCAUCACUUUAAUCCAGAACUUCCUCAUAAUGCAUGAAGGACUUAAAAUCAUAAACCAAUUUUUUUAGGUAUUACAGAUGUAUUGAGCUGAUGAGCUGAUUUAAAUUAUUGUACAUAAAUGAGAAGCAGGGACCCUUAUCAGGGUUUGACCACUUUUUAUACAUGUUCAUAAGCAUAUUGCAACAGGAGAAAAUUAACUUUCUUCCCUUUUGAUCUCUAGGAACAACUGGAGAUGGUCUUUAGAAGCAGCAAUAGAAAUCCAGUGUAAAGCAUAUAUCUCAAAGGAGUUGUAUUUUCAUCACCAUACAGUGUUUAUAAUUUUUGUAUGGUCUUUGCCUUAGAAAUGCAGAAAUUGUAGAUGCCCGCAUUCAGCUGCCUCCGUUGAAAUGAGCCCGGUUUGGAGCUGCCCAUUUUGUCCGCAGGCCACCUGGUCCUACUGCAUUAAUUGAGCGUGUGGGUCCAGCGGGGAGAGGCGAGGCUGUGCUGGAGGAACACCCUCUGCAUCCAGCCUUCGGGCCCAGCCCAGCCCUCCGUCAUGGGGUGGGAGUAAGCCAUGCCUGGUGGCGAGGCAGGUUCCUCUGAGGAGGGGAGGACCGCUGGAAGGAAGAGGUAGUGUCAGCGUACACACAGGUGGUUUUCACGUUCAGAAAAAUUGCAAACCUGACGAGGAGCAAACUUGGCCAUUGAGCUUUAGAGAGAGAGAUGGGAAUCAGUGUUCCAGCAAAAAAAAGACAAAACCAGAGACCUUGUAUAUAACAGCUGCAGUGAAGUCUGACGCUGCGGCCAGAUUUCAUGUCAGUUUAAUGUAAAACAGCAAUCAUCAUGACUUUCAAAAAGUGUAUUUAGAUUACUGAAACUUUAAGACUUCGAUAUUUUAAUAGAAAUUAAAUCCUAUUGGCUUUGGUUUUAAGUUGGCAGAGGUAACUUUUGCUUGCGCUGUGGUAUGAGGCUGAGAAUACUUUCUGUAAGUGUAUGCUUGCUUUUUGCAGUUGAUCUUUGAUUAUUCAAGUACUAGCUCAUUAGGCAUUCUGUUAGAAAGUGCAAUCGCAUCAUCUGUUCCCACUGAAUCUGCAUUUCUGCUGGUUGGGUGUUGGUUUUGUUUUGGUUUGGUUUUUUCUUCUCCAUUUUAAAGGAGUAAUGCAGCCUAAAAUUGGUAGGCAAAAAAAAGUGACAUGUACCUGCAAUACAAGGGACGGGUCAGACUUCACAGAUUCCUCAUCUUCUGAUUUAAAGCGGCUAGUAUCGGAAGUCUAUAUUUAAAGUUUUUAGAGAGCUGACAAUCCUACCUUUGUCAUCUCUUCCGAGUAUGUUUUGUUAGCAAUGCUAGAAUGUUGAUGAGAGUAUUUUUUUAAAAUAAAUUCCCUGUAUAAAAAAAAAAAAAAAAAAAAAAAAUCACAUAGCUGCUCUUGCUGGAUUUAGUUUUGCUUUGCCCCAUCCUGAAAGGGAAAGAAGAAUGUCUGCAGGUUGUCUAAAUUGUGACGGAUGUCCUGAUGGUUUAAUUGCAAUGUCUGGUAAGUGCUCUGGGCUGGAGGAAUACCAAAAUGUUUUAAGUCUGUUUUAUAGUAAUACUUUUCGGGAGAAAAAAGAGAAAAAAAAAAAAAAAAA
Egretta garzetta (little egret) is the source of this 5559-nucleotide messenger RNA. RefSeq names its product N-alpha-acetyltransferase 25, NatB auxiliary subunit (gene NAA25). Lineage: Eukaryota; Metazoa; Chordata; Aves; Pelecaniformes; Ardeidae. Bases 957 to 3884 code for a protein of 975 amino acids. Gene Ontology annotation, cellular component: NatB complex; cytoplasm. The transcript has 25 exons. Gene Ontology annotation, molecular function: protein binding; protein-N-terminal amino-acid acetyltransferase activity. Gene Ontology annotation, biological process: N-terminal peptidyl-methionine acetylation. The record is from RefSeq and is a predicted model, not a curated record.